AUGGCAGCCUCUACAGGAAAAGAAACCGCCCACAUCACAUGCCCCAAGGAAACCCAAGCUCCGAUUAUAAUUCCUCCGUCAUACACAACAGACACACCAUCCGAAUCCUUCAUCGACUCCUCCUGUGGCAUCAUCUCCUGGCACACUCUCUUCUCUCAACCUCACUCACCAGACUCAGAGCUGAGUGCCGGCGUCGCAAAUUGUCCACCAGGGAAUGGCCAUCUCUGCGCCCACCGCCAUGUCCAAGCCGAAAUCUACUACAUCAUCGAAGGCGAAGGGGAGAUCACCAUCGACGGCGUCACGAGCCAAGUUACGAAAGGAAGCUCGGUCUUCAUCCCGUCGGAUGCAGAGCAUGCAAUCUUCAACACGGGAACCGGGGAUUUGAGAUGGUUCUAUGUAUUUCCAACUAGUGCGUUUGAGGAUGUAGUUUAUAAGUUCAGCAAGGAUGAAUGCCCUGGCGCGAAGCUUUGA
Messenger RNA from Penicillium atrosanguineum, 471 nucleotides. RefSeq lists its product as uncharacterized. The record is from RefSeq and is a predicted model, not a curated record. The coding region runs from base 1 to 471 and encodes 156 amino acids. NCBI's taxonomy places the organism in Eukaryota, Fungi, Ascomycota, Eurotiomycetes, Eurotiales, Aspergillaceae. The transcript has a single exon.